UAUUAAUAAUAAUAACAACAUUAUUAUUAUUAUUAUUAUUACUAUGUGUUUGACAGAAAAAAAAAAAAAAGUUCUUAUAUGACAGGAGGAAAUGAGAAAAUACAGUGAAUGGAGGAGUUAUAGAAAGUGCAGUAACCGUCUAUUCCAAAUAGCAGAAGAACCGUUGUUUGAAUUAACUUGUUAACUUUGCUGGCUGCAUGGAACUUUCUCCUCAUUCAUACUAUCUCUCAUCUCUAACAUCUAUCUAAUGCAACAAAGCGUUUCUUUCACAAUGCCAAUGCUCAUUUAAAUCUCUCUCUCUCUUCCUUCACUGUUCAUCUUCUUCCUCUUCUCUCUUUCUUCUCCCUUUCUCUCUCUCAAUUCUCCACCUUUCAAGCCAUGGACUCGCACUGGAGCUCUCGCCAGACGUUUGAACGCUAUGUUUAUGAUUAUCUUGUCAAACGAAACAUGCGCCACACUGCUGAGGUUUUCAGCAACGAGACCAACCUUCAUCUGGAUGCCGCUGCUUUUUCGACUGAUGCUGUGGAUGUUCCAGAAGGAUUUUUGCUGGAGUGGUGGUCUGUCAACAAUGAUUUUGAAUUCUUCAGACAAAUGCAUGAAAAACGUGGGUUGUUAGGAGGAAUGCAAGGACGUAAUGCUUUUCAAGGAGUAGGGUCUUCGAUAAAUGUUCAACCAAUGUAUCAAUUUCCUAAUAAUUUUAAUCCUGUUGAAGCACUCAACAUAGGAAGCAACUUGAUGCCAUCACGUGUAACUGGUGAAUGGCCAGUAUUUUCCUCACCUUCUGCACACCAAAAAGUAACUGGUGAAUGGCCAGUAUUUUCCUCACCUUCUGCACUCCAAAAAGUAACUGGUGAAUGGCCAGUAUUUUCUUCACCUUCUGCACACCAAAAAGUAAGUGGUAAACUGCCACAAUUUCUGAUCCCAUUUUCCCGUCAAGAGGCAUUUGGUCAAUUGCAACAACUUUCAUCUUCACAUCAAGACGUUGUGAUGACACCAGUAGAGAAAACGACACAGGUUUCCAAUGUCAAUAGUGCAGGCGCAAAUUCUGGAUUUAUUGAGGAAACAGAUCCGCUCAUUGAGAAUUUAUUAAAAUCUUUUUGGUUGUUUGAACCUGAUGAACCAAGCCUGUUUGACAAGUCAACAGUAGGACAGAGCAGCAGAAAUGCCGAGAAUUUGGUGGAACGUGGAGUUGGAAACACUAGUAUGAAUACAAUUGCUGGUUCAUCACAAGCACUAGAGGAUGAUAACAAAAGUGACACAAGUGACUGUUCCAGCAGUUUCGAAUUUGUUCUUUCUGAUGCAGAUGGCUCAUCAGACCCUCAGUUGGAAUCCAAUGGAGAAACAUAAAUCAGUAUCUUCAAGCAUGGAAUGUGAUUUGUUGUCUGCAAUAAUGAAUUCCCUUCUAACACGAAUCUUGUCAACAACAGAGGUAUCAAGGCUAAUUUGUGAUGAACAACUAGCAUGCAGAAAAGGCUUCUGAACUGUUUUGUCAACUAGGAAAGAAAAUGCUGUGUCCAAUUUUGUUUUGAAGUGCAUAGAUUACCAGCUUUCCCAAGUAAGUUCUUGAUCACUCAGCAGAAGGAAUAAAGGGAAAUUUCCACAGUAUUAAAAGGUGGUUUGUUUUCCUGAACAUGUUUUCAAAGCUUUUAUUUUUCUUCUUAUAUACUACAAAUUUUUAAGGCUAAUAAUGUGGUUAAAUUUUUACUUUUGGAAAUUCCUUUGUUUGAAGUAUAUAAUAGCUGAAGUGCGGGCUAAUGCAUUAGCAGUUUAGUUUCUUAGCUUAAUCUUCAAUAACAGUUUGUUGGCUUCACCAUUUUGUUUUAGUUGUCAUCUUGUGAAUCGAUCAAUCUUUUGCACCCCUAAUCAGCCUUUUGUUGUCUUCAGUGCAGCACUUGGUGAUCCUUCAGUUACCAUAAGACUAUUUUUUCUUUUUCUUUCCAUUACAUGCUGAAACAAAUGAACAACAAAGAAGACAUUAAAGAUGCUGACUCACUAAGAUUCCUAUUCUGUAAAUCAUCUCAUUUGUAGCAGGUAAGCAUCUCUUUAGAGCUAACACUGUGUCAUAGUGGUUCUUUUUUGUUGACAUGAAAGAGGCAUAGCUCAAGGAAAACAAAGAAAAUCCUAGCCUUUUGGAAGGAACAUGCUACAUCAGCCAUUAUCACUGUAGAAAUAGGAGGAGGGAGCAACAUUAAAAAUAUUUACUUGUUCCUGAAGAAAUAGUCCACACUUAGCCGAAGUAUCAGCAACCUGAACAUGGGCACCCACAAUCUGUUGGUCUCAGAAAUGUUAUUAUUUGCUGCAACCAAAGAAAGUGCAGGAUAAAUCCUGUCAACCAAUGUUUGUCCUUGGAAAAGAAUCUAAGUGAACUAUGAACUUCCUAAGCCUCUACUCCAAGCAACAUUAAUACCAUUGUGAAUAGCCAUAUUGGUCAUUUAUAUAUUAACGACUUUUUUCUGUAUUUCCGUUUGUUAGAAUCUGUUUUAUCAGCUGUGUUAUUUUUGUCAGGACUUGUGUUUUAUUGUAUAUAUGAAUUAAAGUGUAUGAUGGAGAUAUCCCUGAAUCAUUCGGAUUUGGUUGUCUAGGUGCUAUAAUUAUACUUCCUAAGAUAGCUUUCUAGCCUUGUAUAUAUGAAUUAUAUUCUCAACAUAAUAGAUUAAAAAAUUCUACCCUAAAUUAUAACAUAGUAUCAGCGCUCUCAAAUUCUAGGAGCUGCCUCUGACUGCACCCACCAAAACCCUAGAUGGUAGCCUUCAUUGCUGCCAUCAUCCCUUUCAAGACAACCUUCAUUGUUGUCACAAACCAAACCCUAGCCGACAGCCUUCAUUGCUGUCAAUCGUUUUUUUAUUUCGGGUAGCCUUCAUUCACUGCAUUACGGUCUUUGUACUGCAUGGACAUGACAAACCAAAUUCCUAAAGUGGUGAAUACUACGUCACAGCACACUUAGGAACAAUUGCAGUACCUCAACAUUGCCUACUAAUUGAAUGGGAAGAAUUAUUUGAAAUGGCCCAACAUGUUUGUAGAACUUUGAGAGGUAAAGGGAAAGCUAACCACUUGACUAAAGAUCUAAAGAAGAAGAUCCCAGAUUUACAAAAUGGGAUGAAGAGGACUCUAUGGUCAUGGCAUGGCUAUGGAACUCCAUGAUCCCAGAAAUCACUGAUACUUGCAUGUUUCUUAAUUUUGAAAAGGACAAUUGGAAUGCCAUGGAGCAGACAUACUCCAAAGCUAAAGAUGUUGCUCAAAUAUAUGAUGUGAAGGUGAAGACUAUUGCUGCAAAACAAGGAAACAAGAUGGUUACAGAGUAUACCAAUCAACUCAAAUCAUUAUGGAUGGAAUUAGACCAUUAAAGGGUCAUAAAAGCCAAGUGCUCAAAUGAUUGAGCAAUGUUCAAAGAGUAUAUUAAGCAAGAUAGAGUCUAUGAUUUCAUGGUGGGGCUUAACUGUGAUUUUGAUCAAGUGAGAGCCCAGAUCCUUGGAAAAGAAAAAUUCUAGGAAUUAAUGAUGUAGUAGCUAUGGUCAGAAGUGAAGAAAGUAGAAGGGGAAUAAUGUUGGAAACCCUAGCCAUGAAAAAUUCAGCCAUGAUAGCUUCUGGAUUGGCCAUGAUGGUAGACUCGGAAAAGGGGGAAGGUCUUCCUACAUCACUGUCGCCUUGGACAUCCUUCCUAUAAGGUCAAAAAAUCAUUAUUUCCUUCGUCUUUUAGCAAAUUAGAUGUAGCAAGUCUCAAUUGUGAAGUGUGUGAGCUUGCUAAGCACAAACGUGUUUCUUUUCUAGUUAGUAAUAAUACGAGCACUUUUUCCUUCUAUUUAAUUCAUAUUGAUGUGUGGGGUCCCUGAACUGUCUCAGAUUUUUUAGGGCUCGUUGGUUUCUUACCUUUAUAGAUGAUUGUACUCGUGUUACAUGGAUUUGCUUACUAGAACCAAAAUUCGUUUUAGCUAUGUGGUUCAAUGCUUUUUCUCCAUGAUAAAAAAUCAUUUUGGUAUUAGCAUUAAGAGGAUUAGAUUCGAUAAUGCCAAAGAUUACUUUAAUUAUGGGCUUAUUUCCUUUUGUCAAAAAGAAGGUAUCAUUCAUGAGUCCUCUUGUGUCAAAACACCUCAACCAAAUGGGAUUGCUGAGAGGAAAAAUGGGUACCUUCUAGACCAAACUCGAGCUCUUCUUUUUCAACAUGAGGUUCCUAAAAGGUUUUGGGGGAGGCUUCACUGCUUGCUGCUUAAUUAAUAGACUACCUUCUAGUAUUCUAGCUUCCAAAAGCCUUAUGAAGGUUCUGUCCUCUUUUUAUCCUAAUGUGUCCACAUCCAACCACCUUGUUCCAAGAAUAUUUGAGUGUGUAUCUUAUAUCCAUAUCCAUCGUAGUGACAAAGGUAAACUUGAUCCUAGAGUCUUAAAAUGUGUUUUCACAGGAUACUAAUCAACACAAAAUGGAUAUAAAUGUUGUCAUCCACCAUCCCAAAAAUUCUUUAUGUCGAGAUAUGUCAACAUUUUUUAGCACAAAAGUUACUUCAACCAAGAUCAAGGGGAGAUUGCCAAAAAUGAAGAUGGUCUCCUUAUGCUCCCUGACUUAAGUUUUGGACUAGAAAUAGGGACUAAAAGUGUAACAAUUGAGAAGGAACCCACUAAAUCCACUCAAGAUGGGGCUGAUGUAACAUUCGGUUAAAAAAACUGGUUUAUGCAAGGAAGACAAAGGCCAUUCUAGAAUUUGUCGAUGUCCAACAAUCCAACUCAACAUUACUUAAGGUAACUACCCCUAAUCCUUUAAUAUACACUGAAUUAGCCUUUAAUUUUCCAAAAGUACAUGAACCUGAAUCCAGUUCAGCACCACUUUAUGAGGACCUAGAUAUUCCAAUUACCCUUAGGAAAAGAGACUAGGAAAUGUACCACAAAGCCACUGUACCCUCUAGCCAAUUACCUAUCCUUUAAAAACUUCUCACCUACCCAUAAAGUCUUCCUCACAAGCCUAAACACUACAACCACACCUAUCCCUUUAUAUGAGGCAUUGAGUGAUAAAAAAUGGAAACAAGCCAUGAACAUGAAAAUGGAAGCAUUAGAAAAGAAUAGUACCUGGGAUUUGGUUGCUCUCCCAAAUGGAAAGAAACCAGUAGGGUGCAAGUGGGGUAUAUACUAUAAAAUACAAGGUUGAUGGAUCCAUUGAGAGGUACAAAGGAAGGUUAGUAGCUAAGGGAUUCACUCAAACCGAUGAAAUGGAUUACAUGGAAACAUUUGCUCGAAUUGCAAAAUGAAUACACUUAAGGUGAUAUUAUCCCUAGCAGCUACUUAUGGUUAGAACUUGCAACAAUUUGAUGUUAAAAGUGUCUUUCUCCAUGGAGAAAUUGAAGAGGAGAUUUACAUGGAAUUGCCCUCUGGAUAUGGUGGAAAAACAACUGCCAACAUUGUUUGCAAGCUAAAAAUGGCAUUGUAUGAGCUCAAACAAUCACCACAAGCGUGGUAUGGAAGGUUUACUAAGGUUAUAAUAGGUCUGGGCUUUAAACAAAGUCAAGGAGACCACACUCAGUUGACUAAACACUCUAAGUCAAUGGAAGUGACAAUGUUACUAGUUUAUGUGGAUGAUAUUAUAGUGAUAAGUGAUGAGGAGGAGGAGGAGCAACAACUGUUAGGCCAACAUCCGGCCAAGAAUUUUGAAAUUAAGACCUUGGGAAAAUUGAAGUAUUUUUUGGGAAUUGAAAUGGCCCAUUUUAAAAAGGGAAUAUUCAUAUCUCAAUAGAAAUACAUCACUGAUUUGUUGAAAGAAACUAGUAAGACAACUUGCAAGCCUACAAGUACACCAAUUGAUCCAAACCUGAAAUUAGGAAACACAUGAGAAGAUAUUGCAGUUGACAAGGAAAUGUAUCAAGGGCUAGUUGACAGACUAAUAUACUUAUCUCACACUAGAGCUAAUGUUGCAUUCGCUAUGAGUCUAGUUAGCCAGUUCAUGUUCCAACAAAAGGAGGUUCACUUACAAGUUGCACUAAGAAUUGUGCAAUAUUUGAAAGGGAUCCCAGUUGGGGGAAUUUUGUUUGAACGAAAUGGGAAUGUAAGUCUGGAAGCAUAUACAAAUACAAACUAUGCAAGGUCAAUUGUGGAUAGGAGGUCACCUACAUGAUAUUGCACUUUCCUUGGAGGGAAUCUUGUGGCUUGGAAGAAUAAAAACAAAAAUGCGGUAGCUAGAUCCAGUGUUAAAGCAGAGUUCAGGGCAAUGGCACAAGGGAUAUGUGAUCUAUUCUGGCUGAAAGAUCACCUUGGAAGACUUAAGAAUAAAAUCGGAUGAACCAUUAAGACUUUAUUGUGAUAACAAAUCUACUAUUAGCAUAACUCAUAAUCUAGUGUAGCAUGAUAGAACCAAACAUAUUGAGAUUGACAGACAUUUUAUCAAAGAAAAAUUAGACAAUGAUCUGAUCUGCACUCCUAAUGUCUCCUCACAAGACAACCUUGCAAAUAUUCUAGUGAAGGGGUUGAAGAACAUCAAUUUUGAGAGUAUUGUUUCCAAGCUGGGAAUGGAAAAUACCUAUUCACCAGCUUGAAGGAAGUGUUAGAAUCUGAUUUAUUAGCUAUAUUAUUUCUGGCUGGAUUUGUGUUUUAUUGUUUCCUUAUUUAGCAUAUUAUAAUUACAGUGUAUGAUGGGGAUAUCCCUGAAUCAUAGGGAUUCGGUUGUCUAGGUGCUAUUAUUAUAUUUCCUAAAAUAGCUUUCUAGCGUUGUAUAUAUGAAUUGUAUUGUCAACAUAAUAGAUUAACCGAUUCUACCCUAAAUUAUAACACCAUUUAACAUAAGGCUCUGGUGUGGAUUGAAACUACUUUUGGCCUUGCUUUUUAAAUUUUCUUAACUAACUGGUUUGUUGUGCUAUAGGCAUCGAUAGGUGGCUAGAUAUUUACCAGAAAGCAUGCAAGUGUUGCCACUAACAGUUGCAGUGUUCAACAACCAAGCAUACCACCUAGAAAUCAGCCAUGCGUGUAUGUCCAUGUUUUAAAGUUAUAUGAUUUAAUGAACUUGUAUGAGAUGCUUCUGGCAUAAUAUAUUCAGCAGAAAGUGAUGUGCAUGUUUUUGGUGAGUAAAAUGAUGGAACAUUGAGACACUUGUAAUUUCGGCAGAAAGUCAACUAAAGAAUUACUGCACAGGACUAAAUCACUAGCAGUUUUAUUCAGUCAAAAUUGCUCAACUAGUCAUGAGAAGGGUUGUCCCCCAAAGUGCAUCAGAGGAAUGCAACUUUCAUCCAUGGAGAAUGAUAGUUAUCUUAUUGAAUAUUAUUGUAUAACUUUUGGUGCCAAUUUUAGGUUAUUUAUAGAACCAUUUGCCACUUCUCUCUCUACUUUGCUGAAGCCUGGUUUCCAUUUUAUGCUUCACUUAGGAUGAUAUUUUAAUUUAAUUCUGGAACUUCUGAUUUGUGAAGAUCAAUAUGA
Molecule: messenger RNA, 7383 nt
Organism: Vigna radiata var. radiata (mung bean)
Lineage: Eukaryota; Viridiplantae; Streptophyta; Magnoliopsida; Fabales; Fabaceae
Exons: 12
Coding region: 379-1347 (322 amino acids)
Molecular function (GO): transcription corepressor activity; protein binding
Source: RefSeq, a predicted model, not a curated record